Fusarium falciforme is the source of this 609-nucleotide messenger RNA. Its product is annotated as Gamma-glutamylcyclotransferase. Lineage: Eukaryota; Fungi; Ascomycota; Sordariomycetes; Hypocreales; Nectriaceae. The coding region runs from base 1 to 609 and encodes 202 amino acids. Gene Ontology annotation, biological process: glutathione catabolic process. The record is from RefSeq and is a predicted model, not a curated record. Gene Ontology annotation, cellular component: cytoplasm. The transcript has 2 exons. Gene Ontology annotation, molecular function: glutathione specific gamma-glutamylcyclotransferase activity; gamma-glutamylcyclotransferase activity.
AUGACCGUCCAAAACGCCCAAGACACCUCCGAGUUCUGGUUAUACGGAUACGGCCAGGAUCACCGAGGCACACCCGAGGCUCCCGGUCGUGUUGUCACUCUUAUUGAGAGGUCUUACUGGGAACAGCUAAAGGAUAAAGACGGUCACGCAUCUGCACCGGAGCGCGUCUGGGGUGUCGCUUACCGAAUCAUUCCCGAAAAGGUCGCCGAGGUCAAGGAAUAUCUUGACAUCCGCGAGAUCAAUGGUUACUCUAUCCACUACGCCCCCUUUCACCCCGCCGACGGCUCUUCCUCGAUCAACACCCUCGUCUACAUCGGCACUCCGGAGAAUGACCAGUUCGUCGGCCCUCAGGAUCCCCAGGAGCUUGCCGAGCACAUUGCCCGCAGUCAAGGGCCCAGCGGCCCCAACAUUGACUACCUCCUAAACCUCGAGGAAGCCCUCAAUGAAUUGGCUCCGGACAGCGGCGAUGUUCACAUCCACGACCUCGCUCGCCGUGUCAGGGAGCUCCGGAGCAGCGGCAAAAUCGCACACCUGAACCCUACGCCGACCACCCAUCAGCAAAAGCACAGCACCGAAGAGGCGGAAGAGAUUGAAGACCCAAGCCCCUGA